Messenger RNA from Xiphias gladius (swordfish), 1411 nucleotides. RefSeq lists its product as uncharacterized. Bases 62 to 1015 code for a protein of 317 amino acids. The transcript is spliced from 12 exons. Gene Ontology annotation, molecular function: protein binding. Gene Ontology annotation, cellular component: early endosome. Lineage: Eukaryota; Metazoa; Chordata; Actinopteri; Istiophoriformes; Xiphiidae. The record is from RefSeq and is a predicted model, not a curated record. Gene Ontology annotation, biological process: vesicle cytoskeletal trafficking.
UGCCAACGCUGCUAUCAGCUGGACUUCCUGGUUUGUUUUGGUUUGUUGUGCUACAUUGACCAUGGCUGCAGAGGGAGAUUUUUUGGCCAGAUACCGUGCUGUGUCAAAUAAACUGAAAAAACGCUUUCUUCGGAAGCCCAAUGUAGCGGAGGCAAGUGAGCAGUUCGGUCAAUUAGCCAAGGAGCUAAAGCAGCAGGACUGUCUGCAGUAUGCUGCCUUCUGUAACUUGGCCAUGGCUCGGUGUGAGCAGACUCUGUUUAAUGCUCCUGGAGAGGCCUUGGCGUUAACUGAUGCUGCCCGUCUCUUUCUCACAUCUGAGAAGGAGAACAGGGCCCUGCAGGCCCCGGGCUUUGAUGAACACCUUCAGGCUGCGCUCAACUGCUACAGCUUUGCAAUCAAGGUGUACAUUGAAAUGAACCAGUCUGUGAUGGCAGCCAGCCUGUGUCUAGAACUUGGCAACGCACUCAAGGAGAUGAACAGACCGGGAGAGGCUAUUGUUCAUUAUCAGAGGGCUGCAGAGUUGCAGACGCAGACACCGAUUGAAGCACUGCUGUCAAUGGGAGAAAUAGCCACAUGUAAAAUUCUCACCCGCGACUAUGAUGGUGCUUUGUCAGUGUUCACAGAGAUGCAGCUGAUAUGUCAGGAGAGAGGACUGCAGCUACCAGGCACCAGCACCCCUGUUGGUGCAUUUCUGGACAUUGUGGCAAAAUGUGAGAUCUCCAGAGUACUACUGCUGAUGCUGCUUGAGCCUCCACCGCAGAAGUUAUUACCAGAACAUGCACAGACCCUGGAGAGAUACGCAUGGGAGUCCUUUGACCCUCACAGCCAAGUGACCUUCCUGCCUGAGAAUGUUUUCCUGCUCCUGCAGUCAGUAGUGAUGGCCUGUCAGGAGAAGGACACAGAGUCCCUCAAGUCUCUUCAGACUGAGCUGUGGCCACUCCUGACUGCUGAGCAGAACCACCUUCUCCACCUGGUGGUUCAGGAGCGCAUCACGCCGUCUGGACAAGGCAUUUAGUACAGCCCAGUUUCUACUCACUUCCUCUGGGAACGAUAUUUUGUAUAAUGGAACAUUCCUGUUUCUGACUGGGUCUGUUGUAAGGCCUGAAUAAGUGUUUUCAAAACUUCAGUGUUGUAACUUGCACUCAGACAAAUGCACGCAAUACAAAACUUUGCCCCUAUUAAGCAAAGUCAUGCAGAUUUAGAAAUCAGUGAAAAUCUAAUAGCUUUGUCUAGUACUGUAUGUUGUCCUUUAUUACCCUGAUGCGAAGAUUUCUGUCAGGAUGCUAACUUAAGACUAAAUUUAAACGAUUUUUAAUGAAAUCUUGUGUGCUUUUAAUCAAGGGAAGGCUACAAAACUGGACCAAUUCAUACAUAUUUAUUAUGUAAUAGUGACUGUUUUGGAUCUUGUUGU